Chlamydomonas reinhardtii is the source of this 3469-nucleotide messenger RNA. RefSeq lists its product as uncharacterized. Gene Ontology annotation, molecular function: GTPase activity; calcium ion binding; GTP binding. The coding region runs from base 217 to 2703 and encodes 828 amino acids. The record is from RefSeq and is a predicted model, not a curated record. The transcript is spliced from 16 exons. Lineage: Eukaryota; Viridiplantae; Chlorophyta; Chlorophyceae; Chlamydomonadales; Chlamydomonadaceae. Gene Ontology annotation, biological process: small GTPase-mediated signal transduction.
UUGCGGCUUGUAACAACACCAACAGGGCAACUUGCACCGAAGCUUCGCCUGCGCGAGAAGAAGUCCUCCGGUGUGUUUGCGAAGCCUCACCAUGCCUAAGCUGAACUAGGCGUUUACGGCACUGCAACAUUGCUACAAGAAGCCUUUCACCGUGAAUAGGGCUGAUAGGAGCUGUUAGAGAGCUUUCGCGAAACACUUUAGCGAUUUUGCGGGCAAAUGGCGCACCAACGGACUAUUCGGAUUGCCGUGCUUGGCGAUCCUGAAACGGGCAAGACUUCCUUGAUCAGCACAGCUGCAAAUGACACGUUCGAUGCGCGCCCGGUGCCGACGCUGCCGCCCACGAAGCUGCCGCUUGACUUCACGCCCGAGAAGGUGCCCAUCCUGCUGACCGACACGUCGGCGAAGCCGGAGGACGCGCGCGCGCUGGACGCGGUGGUGCGCGAGAGCGACGCCGUGGUGGUGUGCUUUGACCCGAAGAAGCCGUCGACGCUGGAGAGCGUGCGCACCGUGUGGUAUCCGCGCGUCCAGGCGCUUAACACCGACAUCCCCAUCAUCCUGGCCUGCUGCAAGGCCGACCGCCUCAGCGACCGCGACAGCCCCAGCAUCCGGGAGCGUGUGGAGCGUGUGGCUCGCGACCUGCCCAACGUGGAGUGCUGCCUCAACUGCUCGUCCAAGUUCAACAAGAUGGUGCACGACGUGUUCUACUACGCGCUCAAGGCGGUGCUGUACCCGCUGCAGCCGCUGUACGACCGCACCGACCGCGUCAUGAGGCAGGCGGCGGUGCGCGCACUCAAGCGCGUGUUCAUCGUGUUCGACCAGGACAAGGACGGCACGCUGUCAGAUGCCGAGAUCAACGCCUUUCAGGCCACCUGCUUCGGCAUCUCGCUGUCUUCCGAGGAGCUUCGCGGCAUCAAGGCGGUGGUGCGGCAGCAGGUGCCGGGCGGCUACACCGACACCGGCCUCACGCUGGAGGGCUUCCUGUUCCUGCAGGGCCUGUUCAUUGAGCGCGGGCGGCUGGAGACGGUGUGGCAGGUGCUGCGCCGCUUCGGCUACAACGACCAGCUGCGGCUGAGUGACGAGCUGCUGGACCGGGUCAACGUGCACCUGCCGCCCGACCAGGUCCUGGAGCUGUCCGACACGGCCGUGGGCUUCCUGCAGCAGCAGUUCCUGCUGUACGACUCACGUGACGAGAACAUGCUGAGCUGGGAGCAGCUGCAGGGGCUGUUCAGCACAGCGCCCUGCCUGCCCACCGAGUGGCAGAACGAGCGCGUGAACCGGCUGAUGGUGGCGGGCAUGUUUGGCGCGGUGCACUCGCUGGAGGGCUUCAUCAGCCGCUGGAGGUACUGCGGCCUCACCGACCCGCGGGGCACGCUGGCCAACCUGCUGUACCUGGGCUUUGAGGGCGCGCCCACGGAGCUGCUGGUGCGCCGGGUGCGGCGGAGGCCGGACAAGAGGCACCGGGAGGAGAUGGCGGAGCGCAACACGGCUCUGUGCUAUGUGUUCGGCGCCGCUGGCAGCGGCAAGUCCACACUGCUGCGGGCGCUGGCGGGCCGCAGGGGGGACGGCGAGGGCGGCGCCGGUGGCUCGGGCGGCGCGGGGGGCUCGGCGGGCGCGGGCGGCGGCAAGGACGGCGGCGGCGGCGGCGCCUUCACGGCGCGCAAUAGCGGCACGCCGCCCCUGACGGCGGUGGGCAGCGUGCGGUGCGAGGACGGGCGGGACCGCUGCCUUGCCAUGGUGGAGGUGUCUGAGGACCUCACCAACGAGCUGCUCACAGCCGCCACCCUGUCCGGCCGCCACCAGCCCCUGGGCACCGCCGCCGCCGGCGCCCACCACAUCACACACACCACCGCCCCCUCCUCCACACCCCCGCUCGUGGCCGCCGCAGCCGCCGCGGCCUCCGCCUCCUCCUCCUCAGCCGCCUUGCCCGCGGCCGCUGGCGCGGGCGGCGCCGCCGCCGCGGACUGCAGCGCCUCUGCCUCCAGGCCGCCCACGCCCUCGCCCACGCCCUUCUCGCCCUCGGCCGUGGUCGCGCACUCGCAAGGCGCGGUGUACAGCCUGCCCGACCUGUCGCGCUGCGACGUGGCGGUGUUCGUGUUCGACUCCACGUCGGCCCAGUCGUUCGCCUGGGCGCAGAGGAGCAUGCUCACGCUGUGCAGCCUGCCGGGUUGCGAGUCGCUGCCGGUGGUGCUGGUGGGCACCAAGGACGAGCUGGGCAUGAACGAGGAGCUGAGAGGCCGCGUGGCGGCGGCGGCGGCGGACCUGGCGCUGCCCGAGCCGCUGCCGGUGGCGGCGGCGGACGCGGCCAGCCUGGCGGGGGUGUACAGGCAAGCCCUGACGGCGGCGUUCCUGGCGCCGGACGCGCACGUGCCCGACACGCCCGCCCGCAAGGCGCGGCGGCUCAUGCGGCAACGGCUGGUGCUGGCCGGCGUCACCGCGGCGGCGUUGGGGCUGGGCGGCUACUGCCUCUACUCCUUCCUCCACGCAGACGAGCACGGCAGUGGCAGCAGCGGCGGCAGCGGCACUAGCAGCACCUUCGCCAGCAGGCCUGGCGGCGGCAAGGCCGGCGGUGGCGGAGGAGGCUCGGGGCUGCGUGCGGGUGGCGGCGGCGGGGGCUCGGGCUCGGGUGGGGGUGAGGGCAAUGCGCUCAAGGGGCUGUUUGGCGUGUCGUCACUGGGGGACAAGGUGUCAGCGCUGUUCUCUUAGAGAGGGCGGAGGCGCUAGGCAGGAGGAGUGGGAGGAGCGGGAGGCGCCGGUGGAGCGGGAGGAGUGGGAGGAGUGGGAGGAGUGGGAGGGGCAGGUGCAACAGGAGGAGCGGGAGGCGCGCACGUGUGGUGCACGAGGCUGCUGGGGGCCGUGUGUUAGAGGACAGCGCAGGGGCGACGAGACGCGUGUGAUGGUAAAACACAAGGGGAAGAGGCCGACAUUAUGCGGGUGCGUAUGUGUAUCUCGGCACGUGUCGGCAUGCUGUAUUUCAUGCGUUGGCGUGUCGCCGUUGCCGCGUUUGCAGCUCGCGCCGCUUUCAAAGUGGGCGUGUUUGUUCAUGUUGGUCGUCCAGCCCGCCUUGGCAGUCGGUGGGGACUCAUCUUGUGACAUUCGCGAAACGCAAUCGCCGGGAGGUCAAAGGCGGCAUCGGCGCACCGGGAAACGCGCACCUCUAGUGCGGCUGUUUUUAGCCGGAUGUGCCUGCCUUGCGGGUGCGCGGUGGCCUGGUGGGUGGAGGGGUUUAGCUUGCCUGUCUUGCGGGGUGGUGCUGGCGUGCGCGGUGGAGCAGCAUGAGUGCAUGGCAAUGUAACAGGGCCACGCUGGGGCAUGUGCCGCUGCCCGCUGGGCUCCGACUGCCGGGGCUGAGGAAGUGCGGACGCACACAGCCAGCCAGCCAGCAAGCAGGCUGCGAGAGCAAUCAGUGGCGAAUGGCGGAGUGUCGGCCUGACGUGUCGCACUGGCUGAGAGGCUGUAAGCGGCUGCGACC